Molecule: messenger RNA, 2406 nt
Organism: Daucus carota subsp. sativus
Lineage: Eukaryota; Viridiplantae; Streptophyta; Magnoliopsida; Apiales; Apiaceae
Product: RNA polymerase I-specific transcription initiation factor rrn3
Exons: 16
Coding region: 227-2107 (626 amino acids)
Biological process (GO): transcription initiation at RNA polymerase I promoter
Cellular component (GO): nucleus
Molecular function (GO): RNA polymerase I general transcription initiation factor activity; RNA polymerase I core binding
Source: RefSeq, a predicted model, not a curated record
AAAACGGACAGAAAAGUCAGAGUACAGAAACUUAACCAGGGUUAAAAGUCGGGUCGGAUAUUGAGUUAGGGUUUAGCAGCAAACUUUUAAGCCUCGCCUCUUGGUUAGGAGCGCCUCAGUUGUUCUCGCGGGGAGAGACACACAAGAACAACAACGCAUACAUCUUUACCUCUCUUCCGUAGAUUCAACUCAAAUCUGUUGUAUCUGUAUACACAUAUAUAAUAUAAUGGGUGUACAACUAGCUGAAGGUCAUCAAGUGGAGACGGAAGAUGUUAAUUUUACUGAUUUGGAAGUUUCUUAUCAUGUUCGGGAUGCUCUUAAAUCCGCAAGCUUGGGUCAAUCCGACAGUUAUCACGACUUGCUUGGAGUUCUGCACCAUACUGAACGCCUCACACCAGAUGAGGUGGCCAUGCUUGUGACAAGUUUAAAGGCCCUUUCUGGAGCAGUUUCUUACAUAGAUUCUGAUCACCACCAAAUGCUUCUUUCAUCUAUAAGUGGAAUGAGCUUGUGGAACUACGGUCCAGAUGUGAUGGAUGUGUUAGUUGAGUUGGUAGUUGCAUUGGCUGCAGUGAGUGGAAAAUACCUCCAUCUAUGCUUGGAUAUGCUUGUAAGAAAUUUUGUGCCGCCUCUAUCUUUCCUUAGGCUAUUGCAGCAGCCACGAGGUCUUGCAAAAAAGGAGCAAGUUCUUUGUCGUGUGCAUGCUGCCCUAAAGGAAAUUGCUGAUUUGGUUCCCCUUGCACCUCUGAGAUUGGAAAAAGUUAUUAAGGAGAGAAUGCCUCACAAAUCCUCAAAGCAACCUUGGAUUUUGUCGGUUAUGUAUGUGGAGAAUAUGCUAAGAUUGGAUGGUGGUGCUAUGGGAGACCUUGUUGGUAGAACUAUGCUUGUGGAAGUGAUGAACAGGAUUGUAGAACUGGACGUCGAAAUUGGAUGGGACGAACUCAUAGCUGAUGAUUCAAAUAAAGGAAUGUUUGAGAUGGAAUUGGAAGAACAGGAGAUGUCUUCGGAGGCUGAAAUAAGCAAAGAGAAGAUUUCCAGAGACUCAUCUAUUCAGAAGACUCUUUCGGGUAAUGAAGUUGCUGAGCACUUGGAUCUUUUGAUGGUAUUCAUAUUUGAACACCUUAAAACAUGUCAUGCAAGCGGUCGUCUGGAUCAGGUAUUUGAAGUAUUACUACUCUCAUUCCAGAGUACCGUGUUGCAUGCAUACAAGUCAAAGUUUUCCCAGUUCGUGAUGUUUUAUGCCUGCUCGCUAGAUCCUGUGAACUAUGGUGAAAGAUUUGCGAACAUGCUUCUCGAUAUUUAUAAAAACAGCAUGUAUGUCUUGGAAUGGAGAAUGGGAGCUGUUUCUUACCUUGCAAGUUACCUGUCUCGUGCAAAUUUCAUGUCAGCGUCAUUUGUAGUCUCCGUACUGGAAAGUCUGGUAGAUUGGUGUUUCACUUACUGCAAAGGCCAUAAUGGUGAAACUAAUCCCAAAGCUCAUAGAGUCUUCUACUCUGGAAUUCAGGCUAUUAUGUAUAUUCUUUGUUUCCGUAUGAGAUCAGUGCUGGGUGUUCCUCGUAUUGAAUCACAGCUCUCUCUUUUGCCUAUACAAGCAAUUUUGAAGCACUCAUUGAACCCUUUAAAGGUAUGCUUGCCAUCAAUAGUGCACGAAUUUUUGCAGCAGGCCAGAGCAGCUCAGCUAUUUAGCGUCUCAGAAGAUUUCCAUUUAUAUGGGGUGCUGGAAUCAGAAGUCUCUGCUGACUUUGGUGGUUUAGAAAGACUUGACAUGUUCUUUCCCUUUGAUCCAUAUCUGUUACAAAAUUCCGACAGAUUCAUACGGCCAAACUUCAUAUUUUGGUCAAUGGUGAGAACGACUUAUGAGGAUGACGACGAAGAUGAAGAUGAAGAUGGUGAUCAAAGUGAGGGUAGCACUGAUGAAGAUAUUGAGAAUGAUAGCAGAGAUGAUGAUAGAAUAGCCAUGAGUUUUGAGGAUGAUCUAGCUAUAGAUGAAUUUGACAAUUCCUUGAAUAAAAUGUCUAUCACUCCAAAAAAUUACAAUGGAGCCCAAUUACAAGGAUACAAGCAAAUGCCCUCACGAAUUAGACCUUCUGCAAGUCCAGUAUCUUUGUAAAUGUGAUUGUACUAUAUAGAAGGCUGGGGAAAAUUUCUGCGCUGCCAAUCUAUUAGAAUGUUGUGUAAUGCAGCCUUUGGCUUUGAAGAAAGAGGUGUUGCAGCUACGGUUUAUGCUUUUGGGUGGUGAGUGUGGUUAUAUCUCACAACAUAUGCCUUGUGGUUGCAGUCAAGGUUUUACUUGAAUAUGUAUUAGAUAUGUAGGGACCCUGUAAUUUUUUACUUCUCUUAGAUGAAUACUCAUAAUUGUGUUGAAUGCUUUCUGAUUGUUAAUCUAAUAUUAUAGUGGAUUGUUUUUCA